This is a messenger RNA of Cyphellophora attinorum, 1050 nucleotides long. RefSeq lists its product as uncharacterized. Gene Ontology annotation, molecular function: lyase activity. Lineage: Eukaryota; Fungi; Ascomycota; Eurotiomycetes; Chaetothyriales; Cyphellophoraceae. The coding region runs from base 1 to 1050 and encodes 349 amino acids. The transcript is spliced from 2 exons. The record is from RefSeq and is a predicted model, not a curated record.
AUGCUUGGUCGACUUGUUGGCCAAUAUACACCAAGGCCUGGCCGGAGAUUUGGCGGCGAACCUCCGCGCUACAUAAACCGCAAUGGUGGUCCUGCCGAAUCGACGGCGUUUGGUUGCGUUGGUAAGGUCAACGCUGGAUCUGCAGCUUUUGUCAACGGCACUCUCGCCCACUCCCCAAUACGAGACGAUAUGCAUCUUCCUUCUGUGGCUCACCUGGGCUCAAUGGUUGUGACAGCGGCUUUGGCGUUAGCAGAGCGCGAAGACUGGUCCGGAGAACAGCUGUUACGGGCGAUAGUUGGCGGAUAUGAGAUGGGUGCGGCACUUGGGACGGCUAUCCACUCCAGUGGGAAGGUCAACACCCAUCUCCGGUCGAGUGGACUUAUUGGAGCCUUUGCUGCCGUGAGUGCAGCUGUGUGCGGGAGUCCACCCGAAGAGGAUACGGUCGUCAGUGCGUUCUGUAUUGCUGUGAAUCAAGCAUGUGGGUUCAAUCAGUGGGCGUGGUCUGGUGGGUCGGAGUUGCCACUUCAGAACGGCAUGGCUGCAAGGGCUGGUGUGUUUGCCUAUGAUCUUGCUCUGACAGGUGUUCGAGCAAGCGAGACCAUCUUGGAAGGACAAGCAGGCUUCUUCGAGGCUGUGGGCGUCGGCUUGGACGGAGCUGACGCCUUUCGUCGCUGGCUACAGAGACCCAUGCUUGGGAGUGGUAUCCUAGAGGUCAAGUUCAAGCCGAUGGGCUGCUGUAACUUCACACAGACAUCAACGGCCAUGGCUCUGAAGCUGGCGAAAGGCUCAAGUAUCGUUGCGGAUGACAUUAAGCAGAUUGUUGUCACAACGACUUCGCCAGCAAUUCGCUACCCUGGAUGUGACAACUCCGGCGUCAUGAAGACCGUCGUCCAUGGGAAGCUGUCAAUCCAGUAUGGCGUUUGUGCUGCAUUGGUGCUUCGACAACUUGAUGAGACCGCUUGGUACCCAGCAGGUCAGGCUGACAUCACUGGACUUAUGACCAAAUGCCAACUGGUCGCAUUGCCGAAGUUCGACGAAGCAUUCCGGUAA